CCAACCCCUCACCCACCAUGGCCUCUCGUGAAGGGAUCAAUCCCUUGCGGCCUUAUUAUAUCCCCCAAUCGGGCCUAUCGCCCACCAACACCACGCAGGAGCCCUCGCCGUCCUCGUCCCAUGUGUUUGGCAGCACCGCGCGGGACUUCAUCCCGGAUCUCGACUAUGGAGACUAUCUCGACGCCUCGCCGUCCGUGUCGGACUGGGUCCGGGAUGCCGUGAACCGAGCUCUCGUGCGCUACUGCCAGGUUCUUACUGCACAGCCCUUCGAUGUCGCCAAAACGAUCCUGCAGGUGUACGUGGUGCCGGAUGCCACAGACGAACAGGACCGGAGACCGACUCCGGGUGCUGGGGGUAGCUCCUACGAGUCGGAUCCAGAGUCGUCGGACGACGAAAGCACCUAUUUCACUUCAGCUGCCCCGUCAACCCCCACCCCGACUACGCCGCGAUCUCGAAGGGGCCGACACCAUAUCACAGACCGCAGUGGCUACAUUCGUGCGGACGAUGCAUCUUCGUCUAAAAAUGCACUCGCCAUCAAGAACCCGAGCUCAUUGAUGGAUGUGCUCUCCCAACUAUGGACAACCAGCGGACCAAGCUCCCCUUGGAAAGCCUCCAACGCCACCUUCAUCUACUCGCUGCUUCUCCCGACUUUAAACACAUUCAUUCGCAGCCUGCUCUCAGCCAUCGUGGGCCUCCCAGAGGAAGACAUUUCUUCGUCCAUGGCAGCCGACAUCCUGACCGCAUCUUCGCCCCUGGUCACCCUCCUUCUAUCAUUCAUCUCGUCGUCCGUGUCCGCCCUUGUGCUAUCCCCCAUCGAUACCGCACGCACAUUCUUAAUGCUCACGCCCGCCACACACGGCCCGCGCUCUCUCGUCCGCGCCAUUCGCGAGCUCCCCACUCCCAACUGCACAAUUCCCCCGCACCUCGUCCCGAUCACCAUUCUCCACUCCAGUCUUCCAAACUUCAUCAUGACAGCGACCCCACUCUUCCUCAAAUCCUACUUGUCAAUCGACCCCCUCCUCAACCCGUCCAUGUGGAACCUCUUCACCUUCCUCAGCUCCGGCCUCGAACUGGCUGUGCGCUUCCCUCUCGAGACCGUCCUCCGCCGCGCCCAAAUCGCUACAUACACCUCUCUCAGUUUGCGUCAGAAGUCCUCGGGCGGAAGCAUCCGCGCUGCGUCUAUCGACGCAUCCGAUGUUGAGACCAUUGUCCCUACCCCUCGCACAUACCGCGGUAUCAUUGGCACCAUGUGGCACAUCGUCCACGAGGAGGGCCUUAGCCCGAACCCCUCCGACUCCGAGCGCGCCAGCGAACUCGUUGGCAAACCCACUUCCCAGCACCAGAUGCAGAAGCGGCAGCAAGGCCAGGGUAUCCAGGGCUUGUACCGCGGCUGGCGCGUCGGUAUGUGGGGUAUCGCUGGUAUCUGGGGCGCCAGCCUGCUCGGCGGCAUUGCUGGUGCCGGUGAAGAAGAAGUGACCUUGCGGGGUGGCCAUGGACGCUCCAGCGGUGGACAGUUUUAG
This is a messenger RNA of Penicillium cinerascens, 1520 nucleotides long. Its product is annotated as mitofusin complex protein UGO1. The record is from RefSeq and is a predicted model, not a curated record. Bases 18 to 1520 code for a protein of 500 amino acids. The transcript has 2 exons. NCBI's taxonomy places the organism in Eukaryota, Fungi, Ascomycota, Eurotiomycetes, Eurotiales, Aspergillaceae.